AUGUCCUCAGACACCCCCACCAAACCCGCCUUCAAAGCCCGUCUCCUCAAGCUCCUCCGCCUAUGCACUCGACCUGCCGUCAUGCUUCCCUCUCUGGGCAUCAUCGGCCUCAUACUCGUCAUCACACUCACCGUACUCCUCCCGCAAAAUGUCCACUCCAUCGAAAUCCCCGGCGCGGACAACAACCACAACUACCAAGUCGCCGUCUCCCACUUCCCCUUGACAGAUUCCACAAAGAAGGAUGCUUACCACCCUGAUGGAGACCGUAGGAUCAUGGUUAGCUUGUACAUGCCUGUACCCAGGAAACAGUGUUCUGCAAUGGGCACGCAGGAGUAUAUGCCGCCGCAAACCGCGAAGAUAGCAAACGAGCAGUUUGUUGAAGGCAACGAGCGUGACGCCGGUGUCUUUGAAACAAUGACAUACUCGUCUUGCGUUAGUAGUAAUGGUGGGGGCGGCGGCGACGUCAGCAAAGUCCCCGUCGUAGUCCUGGAACCACACGUCGACACGAGCAGGUUGAUGUACUCGACAAUGGCGCGCUACAUCGCGGCUAAUGGCGCUGCGGUCGUAGUCAUCGACCACCCUGGCGACGCGUCAAUUGUCCAAUUCACGUCUUCGCGUACCCGCGAUUUGGAAAUAGUUUAUAACAGCGGGACAGUGCCUUUGUCAAAUUUAUCUCCUAUUGCGGAGUAUAACCAAACCGUCGAAACCGCAGUCGAAACACGCAUAUCCGACAUCGCAUUUACUCUCUCGCAAAUCAACAGCACUUCCCUACUAACCCGCCAAUUCCCUUCCCUCCACUUCACGGGCUCGCUCAACACAGAGUCUUACGGUAUCAUUGGCCACGGUCUCGGCGGCACAGUCGCAACCUCCCUCGCCCUCUUCCCCAGCCUCCUCUCCCCAACCCUCCCCAACACUACAAACUCCCCCACAGCGCGCUUCUCCAUCUCCCUCUCCGGCACACCGCCCCCUCUCAACACUUCCACAAACAACACCCCCCUCUUCUUCUUCGGCCGCGCAGACUUCCGCCGCGAACACGACAUCAACUGGCCGACCACAUGGUCGCACCUCACGGGUCCAGCGACUGAAUUCGAUCUCGACGACUCUGCUAUUUUCGAUGCGAGCGAUCUCCCUCUCGUUGUUGAGCUAGCGCGCGUGGAAGGAGGGAAAACGGGGGCGGUGGGGAGGGGGCUUAGUGGGAAUAGGCCGGCGGAAGGGGCGAGGGCGGUGAUUUGCUUUUUGGAGAAUAUUGUCAAGGAGAUGGUGGGGUAA
Molecule: messenger RNA, 1269 nt
Organism: Alternaria triticimaculans
Lineage: Eukaryota; Fungi; Ascomycota; Dothideomycetes; Pleosporales; Pleosporaceae
Exons: 1
Coding region: 1-1269 (422 amino acids)
Molecular function (GO): 1-alkyl-2-acetylglycerophosphocholine esterase activity
Source: RefSeq, a predicted model, not a curated record